GAGCAGACAAAAUAUAUUGACGCGGAGAGAGAGAGAGAGAGAGAGAGCUGCCGUGAUUGUGUUCUUAACGAAUGAUGAUGAUGAUGAAUUCACACAACAAUUACAGAUCUUCAAUCUCGCUGCUGUUUAUAUUCCAUUUGGAAUUGGUUGCAUCCAACUGAAGAAAGAUUUCAACCAAUUUCCCUUUCAACUCACUUCAUCACCUACUACCCGAUUUCAACAAAUCCAUAUUCAAGUCAAUCUGUUUCAGAGAAAAAAAGAAAGAAGGAGAACUAAUGGGGACUAGAGAUCCGGAGAACAACGGAGAUAGGAUUAAGACUAGGGGAAACAACUAUCCGCCGACAUUCUAUUCGCCCUCGUAUUUUGUGGAUUCGAAUGAAAGACAAUGGACAUCUUGGCUCGUACCCAUGAUUGUUGUAGCAAAUAUUUCAAUGUUUAUCAUCAUUAUGUUCGUCAACAAUUGUCCUAGAAACAAUAUUGCUGAUUUUGAAGGCGUGUGUGUCGCCAAUUUCCUCGGUAGACUUUCCUUUGAGCCACUCAGAGAGAAUCCUCUUUUUGGUCCUUCUUCAUCAACGUUGGACAAAUUGGGAGCUUUAGAGUGGAACAAGGUGGUUAAUGGGCAUCAAUGGUGGAGACUUAUCUCUUGCAUUUGGUUACAUGCUGGUGUUAUUCAUCUGCUUGCAAACAUGUUAAGCCUGGUUUUCAUUGGAAUUCGCCUAGAACAACAGUUUGGAUUUCUUAGAGUUGGGGCGAUGUACCUGUUAUCGGGAUUAGGUGGAAGCAUUCUGUCUUCACUUUUCAUCCAAAAGAGUAUAUCAGUUGGUGCCUCUGGUGCUUUGUUUGGACUUCUUGGAGCAAUGUUAUCAGAGCUUCUAACAAACUGGACUAUUUAUACAAAUAAGGCCUGUGCUCUAUUAACGCUAUUGACAAUCAUAGUUGUGAACUUGGCACUUGGAAUCCUUCCUCAUGUUGAUAACUUUGCUCACAUUGGUGGAUUCUUGAGCGGUUUUCUUCUUGGCUUUGUAUUGUUGCUUCGUCCCCAGUUUGCUUGGAGGGAGAGCCAGCAUCUUCCUGCUGGUGCUCGCCCUAAAUCCAAGCAUACUGUCUUUCAGUGGGCAUUUCUGUUCAUUUCCCUGCUCUUGCUCAUUGCUGGAUUCACAGUUGGGAUAGUGAUGCUUUCGAGAGGAGAGAAUGGGAAUGAUCGAUGCAGCUGGUGCCAUUACUUAAGCUGUGUGCCGACCUCAAAGUGGAAAUGCAAUAGCUGAUGACCUCCUUCCCGACCAAGGAAUUCUCCCACUUUGCUUGCAUUUUAUAUGAAAUUUCCUCUUCCUAUAUUCUUUGUUUGUUUAUUAAUGUACUAUAUUAUUAUUAUUAUCAUUGUUAUUAUGUAAAUGUAUACAAGUUUUAAAACUCCAAAAUUUCCAUCUAA
This is a messenger RNA of Impatiens glandulifera, 1429 nucleotides long. RefSeq names its product RHOMBOID-like protein 2. Gene Ontology annotation, cellular component: membrane. Gene Ontology annotation, molecular function: serine-type endopeptidase activity. The transcript is spliced from 5 exons. Gene Ontology annotation, biological process: proteolysis. The coding region runs from base 276 to 1265 and encodes 329 amino acids. NCBI's taxonomy places the organism in Eukaryota, Viridiplantae, Streptophyta, Magnoliopsida, Ericales, Balsaminaceae. The record is from RefSeq and is a predicted model, not a curated record.